AACCAAUUAGUUUGUCUGUUUCAUUUGGUCAGCAACGUUGAUAAGAUCGAAUCGAAAGAUCUCGUUUCCUCGGUACAGUCAACUCGGCUCCCCUCUAUCGUCAAGCCAAUAGCGGAUCAGCAGGUUUAAGCCUUUCUUCACACUUCCCCGUCUUCUUCUUCUUCCCACUUAUCGAUCCUCUGCGGAACUUCGUCUCCUAAUCACUCCCAUCGCUGCAAGAAUCCAAGAAUCAAGAAAUGGAGCAACCGGACCCCAAGAAGUUCCCCCUUCUUGCUUACGUCCUCUCCCAAAUCGACCCCAACUCCUACCCCUUCCUUCCGUCGGAGCUCGGCCAAGAUUUGAUGACCCGGCUGCCUCACUUAGCCAACCCAAAGGUCGUUUCUCGCCUGACCCAAUCGAUCCCAGAGAGCAUCGACCGAACUCAGACCCUCCUGGCCGCCCUCGGGCCCCGCCCGGACCCUUUAGCAGUGUCCGCGGCCCGGCUGAAGCUCGCCGAGCUCGGGGACGGCGGCUCGGCCGAGGCCGGUAUCUAUGCGGCGGUGGUGAGGCUGGACGAGAUGCACGCGGAGUAUGAGAAGCAGCUGAGGGACGCGGAGUUGAGGCUGGUGGAGGCGUACCGGUCGGCGGUGGAGAAGGAACUGGGGGGCGCAUCGGUGGUGGACGAGGAGGUGGUUAGGAUUCUGAGGGAGGCGGAGGGCGAGGCCGCUGCCCAGAUGGAGAGAGUCGAACUUUCAGGCCGGCAGCUGAGGUUCGUGCCCGAGGCGUUCGGUAAGCUCAGCAGCUUGGUCGUGAUGAACUUGUCGAACAAUGAGUUGGAGGUCAUUCCUGAUGCAAUAGCCGGGCUGAAGAGUCUCCAGGAGCUCGAUGUCUCGUCCAACCUUCUGCGAUCCCUCCCCGAUUCCAUCGGCUUGCUUGUCAGUCUGAAGAUCCUCAAUGUAUCGUCAAACAAGCUAACUGCCCUUCCCGAGAGCAUUGCGUGGUGCAGUUCGCUGGAGGUGCUCGAUGCCAGCUUUAACAACCUGUCUUGCUUGCCUACGAACAUUGGGUUUGGGCUGUCCAAACUGGAGAAGCUAUCGAUCUCCUUGAACAAAAUCCGCAUACUCCCGACGUCAAUCUGUGAGAUGAGGUCCUUGAGGUACUUGGAUGCCCACUUCAACGAGCUCCAUGGCCUCCCACAGGCGAUCGGGAAAUUGACAAACCUCGAAGCCCUCAACAUCAGCAGCAACUUCAGUGACAUGAGAGAGCUCCCGGACUCAUUCGGUGACCUCAUAAGCCUCAGGGAGCUAGACCUCAGCAACAACCAAAUCCGAGCCCUUCCUGAUUCAUUCUACAGGCUCGACAACCUGACGAAGCUGAACCUAGAGCAGAACCCGCUCAUAGUCCCGCCCCUGGAGAUUGCCCUAGAAGGUGCCCAUGCUGUCAGGGAAUACAUGAUGAAGAGGUGGCAUGACAUGAUCGCCGAGGAACAGGAGAGGAGCGCCCGCGAGGCGAGCAGGCAGCAGGCUGCUCAGAGUAGCUGGAUCGGGUGGGGCACUUCAAUGUUGGGUGGCCUCGCCACGGGUGUGUCGCAGAGUGUUUCGGGAUAUUUGCAUGGCGGGAACUCUGCAGGAGACCCAUACUUAGACCAGCAGCUGUGAUUUGAAUUCUAUCAUUCUCGUGAACUUGAAUGUGUCGCGUGGGCUUCGCCCGGAGUUAAGGGUGCGAUUUCGGUAAAUAACACUGCAGACAUAUUAUGGUUUAAAAAGGAGUCAUACAGGUUUUGUUGUGUACUAAGAGAUCUUCUGUAAGAGAUUUUGCUUAAUAAGUAGUCAAUGCUCGAAAAAGUAAUCGAAUACUUUCAA
Punica granatum (pomegranate) is the source of this 1841-nucleotide messenger RNA. The record is from RefSeq and is a predicted model, not a curated record. Lineage: Eukaryota; Viridiplantae; Streptophyta; Magnoliopsida; Myrtales; Lythraceae.